AUGGCUUUCUGGCUAAAUCUGAAUGAUAUCGCUGAUUCGAUUGGUUUCUCUUCAGCAAUCCUGAUCAACUCAAUCCUUCUUCUCCUCAUUCAAAAUCGCUGCAAGAAUAUUGGAACCUAUAAAUAUCUGAUGGCCACAUUCUCGAUCUUCAGUAUGAUCUACGCGGUGACCGAAACUAUGCUAAGACCUGUGAGUUAGCCUAACUUCUUCUGGAUGAAUUAGAUGUUCUAGAUAAUGCACAUCGAGAAUACCACCUAUUUCCUGAUCUCGAGAAAACGUUUCGAUUAUUCGACGGGCUUGGCGAAAAUCAAUUCAGCAAUGUAUUGCGGAUGCUUCGCGGCCACUUUUAUUUUGACAGCACUUCAUUAUAUUUAUAGAUAUUUUGCGACUUGCAAGUGAGAGCUAAACGGAUUUCUAGGUCACUAAAAUUUUCUUCCAGACCCGAGCUACUCAACUGGUUUAACGGGAAGCGCCUCUUCAUUUGGCCGAUCCUUGCAGGAGUUCCGAUUGUCUGUUGGGCCAGUGUAUCUUAUUUCCUCUAUCCAGAUUCAGAAUUCACAGAGAAGGCUGUAGUGUGAGUUGACUGCGUCGCAAGGCAACUACAUAUUUUCUAAAUUACAGUCAAGUUCUCAAUGAUCAUUAUGACGGGAUUCCUCGGAAUCAAGUUUCAUACAUCGCGUAUGUUUACUACUUCUACGAUAAUGGUGAACGUAGCUUCAAUCAAAUCAAUAUCUUUGGAUGUUUUGUUCAUUACUUCGUGAUGUCAACAGCUUUCCUGAUUUUGGGUUAUUGCGGAUUCUCAACAUACUUAACAAUUCGAGCCCAUCGCGGAGCAUCUACUCGUACUCGCCAACUUCAAAACCAACUUUUCCAAGCUCUCGUUUUACAAACAGUUAUCCCAUCAAUAUUUAUGUAUAUUCCAACUGGAAUCAUGUUUAUUUUCCCAUUUCUCAAUAUUGAUUUGAAAGACAAUGCUAAUUUCAUUGUAGUCUGCUCGUUUUUAUACCCCGGGAUUGAUCCGUUGAUUACGAUUUUUAUUAUAAGAGACUUCAGAAUGGCGAUUAUAAGUGAGUUUAUUUAAAAAAAAUUAAAUUAUUGUUAAUCAAAUAAAUUUAGAUUUCAUCAAAGGGCGAAGCCUUGGCGAUGGAGGUUCUGCCGCCACUAACGGAAAAAACAAUCAAUCAAACUCUGGACAAUUCAUAAGAUCAUAA
Caenorhabditis angaria is the source of this 1211-nucleotide messenger RNA. The record is from the annotation of a GenBank genome assembly. NCBI's taxonomy places the organism in Eukaryota, Metazoa, Nematoda, Chromadorea, Rhabditida, Rhabditidae.